This is a messenger RNA of Saccostrea cuccullata (small rock oyster), 2932 nucleotides long. RefSeq names its product transmembrane protein 232-like. NCBI's taxonomy places the organism in Eukaryota, Metazoa, Mollusca, Bivalvia, Ostreida, Ostreidae. The record is from RefSeq and is a predicted model, not a curated record. Bases 198 to 2789 code for a protein of 863 amino acids. The transcript has 15 exons.
UUCCACCCUUUUUCCCCUCCUUUUUUCAUUUCGGAUCUUUCUAUUCCGUUGUCAGCAGUUACUCAGGUUUUAAUUCUAGAAUUUUUCACAUAUCCGGUUGUUUACGCAUGCCCAGUUUGCAACUUCUAUGGAAACAAACAAUAUGGCGGAAAGUUUGUAAGAAAAGUCUUUUAAAAUGAGUUGAAAACCAAUCCAAAAUGCCAAUCACAAAGAUCCCAAUCGUCCACAAGUUUGGGAUCAUUUCCCAUAGCCAGCGAUUAGAACUUCAGGAGCGACUCUUGAAGCAGUCUUAUUUACAGAGUAUUCAAAGUCAAAAGGCCUUAGUAAAGUCAAGUAAAAAUCCUCUUGAGGUAUCUGAAGAAUUUAUUCGAAACUACAACAGUAGCCUCAGUUUGGAAGACAGGGAAAAGUAUGAAGUAACAGCUCACAAGAUGUUAGAGAGGGCAAAGAGAAGGGCUGGGCUUAAAAACUGUGGUGUGGGUCCAUAUGUUAAUCUCCCUAUGGCAUGGACAGAAUUGGCUCAAUUAGCGCAGUGUAAAGGAAAAAUUCAAGAGGAAUGCCUUGAUGUGCUAAUUACCUCCCUUGAUCAGUCUCCUCUGGAGAAAUAUCAUAUCCCUGCACUGUUUUUCUUGGCUGAGACAAUGCUUUACUGGCUAAGAACAGAUGCUGUGCAUCAACCAUAUCUUCGUACAGGGGAGAUUAAACUACUGAAGAUGGGACAGCUGACUUUCACAAGAUUAUUUUAUCACCACAUGGCUGGACAACUCCAAGGACAAAUUGACUUCAAAAAUCGACUCUUUACCUACUUAGAUGGUAAGAUAUUUUCCUUAUCAUUAAAAUUAUGCUAUGAUACACAAAAUCUUUGUUGUGUGCAAUACAGUAACAAAAGCACCAGGGAGUCAAGUUCCAAUAGACAUGAGCCUCGUGAGAACUCCCAGUCAGCACACAGUGCAGGUGCCAUUAGUAGCAGUGUCCACGAUUUGAGCCCCACUCUCUGGCAUGCCCUGGAUGUGUGGAGGUGUACAAAUCACUUAGGUGGGGGACUAGCGGAGGCACUGAGGGCUCUGGCUACCUGUGGAAUGGGGCUCUCCAAUGAAAACUGGGUUGACACAAUGGUUGCACUACAAAUACUAGCUGAAGCAGCCAAGACAAACAUUGCUGCAAUGAAAAUUCUUCACAGCUUGGCACGAGGUGUAAGGCCAAAGGUCAGAGGAGGUUCUCCAACGAGCACCUCACAAUCAGAUGUCUCAGAUGUGUACAGUGUGUCUACUGAUGAGGAAGAAACCCAGAAAGGAAGAGAAUCAAGGAUCAGUAUUCCAUCCAGCUCUAAGCCUACUCUGAGUGACAUCUAUGAAAGAAGUGAGGAAGACAAAGAUUCAGAAAAGAAGCUUUCUAGACAUUCUCGUAGAGGGGACAUUGAAAUGACACCCACAGAGCCAGAAAUUAAGCAGUUCCCAUUGAGGAGAUCCAAACCAGUGGCCCUCAGUGUAGAAAACUUGGAAAAGUUUGAUUCAAAACUGGCAUCUAAGGAUUCUCCUAACACUGGUUUGAAAGGACCCGGGCCCAGGGAGGUAUCAUUUGGAGAGAUCAAGGGGGAAAGGUCCAACUUGACAAUGGGAUCUGACAGACCCAGGAUUACCCAGGAGUCCAAGCGUACAGGAAGUUUUAUGACAGAGCCAGUUCCUGGCACAGGAUGGAAGGCAGAGGUGGGAUCUGAUCUUCCAGAGGGAAGAGCCUCAGAGGCUAGCUCUGUACCCACCUAUACCAACCUACCACUUCAAGAUGCCCCAGGACUAAAUGGCUGGCACUGGGAGGUGGCCAUUACAUACACAGACAUUUUGUCUGAUAUCUGCCUCCAUGGAAGCACGGCUGGGAUCCAGAAGAUGGCCCUGAUGGGUGUGAACAAGGAGCUGACUGACCCCUUCCAGAGGGGGUUUGUCAGUAUCCCCCUGGUCAGUGCCGGACUGUUGGACCUGGCUUUCUUCCAUGCUGCUAGUGAGGCUAGAGAUGGAGGUCCCAAUGACUGGAGUUGGAGGAUUCGCUUUGGUUCUAUCCAGUCUCUGGUAAAAAUCUGCCGCUGUUUGUCUUCUGACAAAAACAGGGAGGGAAUGAGAACAGCGGCCUGGAACAUUCUGAUCAGAGCUCACUCCAUGGAGAAGGAUGACAGGGUCCUUGAGGCCCUCAAAGUCGGACAAGUCCACACUGAUUUGGAGAAUCUUCUGGCAAAGAAGGACACAAUCACUCCUGCUACUAUCGGAUCUAAGAUUGCCUCAGGGUUGUCUACAAUUUACUUGCCUCCAUUACCCCCUGCAGUAGAACCCUACAUCCCCCCUUCAGCCAAAGCGAGUCCCCGCACACCUCUUCACAAGAGAGAACAGGCUCCUAAAGCUGACAAGAAGAACAGGACUUCUCUGAAGGAGGAAAUCAUGCUGGCCACAGCUCUGUAUGAGGAGCCUCCAGACUUCAAGACGAGGACCGGAUUUGAUCUGAGGAGGAUUGUCGAGGACCAGUGGAGGAAAGAGCUUCAAAUUGAGUUGGAGGCUGAAGAGAAAGAAAGACAGAGGAAAUUAGAAAUUCAACAAAAAGAGGAAGAAGAGAGACAGAGAGAAAUAGCCGAACUAAAGGCUGGGAAGUUUAGGAAGAAGCCAAAGGAAGAAGAUAUAAAACAGGCAGAGUCAAAAGAGGAAGAGAAUGUAGAUAAAAAAUGCACUGCGGAUGAUCAAAAGCAAGAGGCAGGGGUGGAGAAUGAAGAGGAGAGGGGUGGUGGUCAAAAUAUGACAGAAGAAUAGUUUAACUAGCAUGAAAUGUUCAUGAGAGCUUUGUUGUUAAAAUCUGUGAUAAUCUAUUAUUGUGUUGAAUCUUAUUGUAUAUGACUUCAAAAUAUGUAAAUGCAUUUACCGGGUAUUUAAUGAUGUGAAAAACAUAUGUGUUA